UUAGCGCACGAUUCCGAUUCUGAAUUGGAGGAGAGCCUCUAAUCUGCCCGAAUUUGCAUCGCAGUGCAUUGCACGUCCUUUUCAGUUCAAACACCACAGCAGGAUCUGCCGUUGCAAAUCUACAACAAAUAGCAGAGACGCAGGGGCCCCUGAAAGAGUCGUGUGUCCUCACCAAAGCAACCAGCAACCACCACGAGCGCGUCCUCGCUGCCGCUGCCGUUGCCGUCGUCCACUGACUGCCAACUCAACUCGUCGCCUCGCGGGUCGCCCAUCCCAUCAAUGGCGCUGGCGCGUCAGCGGCCCCGGCCCCGGCCCCGGCUGCUGCUCUUCUUCUCGGCGGCCCUGGUCUUCUUCUUGCUGUUUGCGGCGCACCAGGCAGCGGCGGCGCAGGUGGGCGACGCGUGCUCCUCCUCCUCCUCCUCCGGCGGCGGCUGCGGCUCCGGCCUGCACUGCAGCGCCUGCGGCGGCUCUUCCGGCGGGGACAGCAGCAUCUGCACGCGCGCCAGCCCCGUGGACCCGGCCACCCACGGCACGGGCCUCCCCUUCAACAACUACUCGUGGCUCACCACCCACAACUCCUUCGCACUCGCCGGCGCAGAAUCCGCCACCGGCAACCCACUCAUCACCGAGACCAACCAGGAGGACAACGUCACCGCGCAGCUCAAGAAUGGUGUUAGGGGCUUGAUGCUCGACACUUACGACUUUGACAAUGAUGUCUGGCUGUGCCACUCAUUUCAAGGAAAAUGCUACAACUUCACUGCCUUUCAACCUGCCAUCAAUGUCUUCAAAGAGAUCCAGACGUUCCUUGAUGCAAACCCAUCAGAAGUAGUUACAAUUUUUCUUGAAGACUACACCGCAACAGGGUCCUUGCCGAAAGUAUUCAAUGCUUCUGGCCUUAUGAAGUAUUGGUUUCCGGUGUCGAAAAUGCCAAAGAGCGGUGGCAACUGGCCUUUGCUCAAGGACAUGAUCAGCCAGAACCAGCGCCUGCUUGUCUUCACAUCAAAGAAAUCCAAGGAAGCAAGCGAGGGGAUCGCAUAUGAGUGGAACUACGUUGUGGAAAACCAAUAUGGAAAUGAUGGUAUGGUAGCAGGCAAAUGCCCCAACCGCGCAGAGUCUCCAGCCAUGGAUUCCAAAAGCCAGUCGCUUGUUCUGAUGAAUUUCUUCACGACUAGCCCGAGUCAGACUGGUGUAUGCGGAAAUAAUUCAGCGCCACUCGUUAGCAUGCUCAAAACGUGCCAUGAUGCUUCAGGCAAUCGGUGGCCCAACUACAUUGCUGUUGAUUUCUACAUGAGGAGUGACGGUGGAGGAGCUCCCUUAGCUACAGAUAUUGCAAAUGGUCAUAUGGUAUGCGGAUGUGACAACAUCGCGUAUUGCAAGGCGAAUUCGACCUUUGGGACCUGUGUGAUACCACCGCCGCCGCCGCCGUCGCCACCCAAGGCAGCCACCCCAGGCAGCAGAGGCUCAACAGCAGGGGGCGAUGCUAGCGCGGGAAUGGCCCGGUCUCAUCAUCUGCCCUCGCAAUGGAGCUUCUUCUUGGGACUGCCUUCUCUGCUUCUUUUGUUGCUCUCGUGAGAGAACUGGAGAUUGGUUUUUCUGCUUUUGUGACAUGCUGUUCCGAUGGAUCGGAGCUCGGAGGUAGUUCCGUUUGGUCCGUAACAUCAUCAUGCAUGUGAUCUGAGCUGAGCUGUAUAUUUGUGUUUACUGAGCAACGUAGUCAGAUACAGAAAUCAGUUAAAUUCAUCAUUCAUUUCUUUGAUUCUGUUGUUAUCUUGAUGUUUUAAGUUCCUUCGAAAAAAUAAGGGUGGUGGUCCUUGAA
Molecule: messenger RNA, 1816 nt
Organism: Sorghum bicolor (sorghum)
Lineage: Eukaryota; Viridiplantae; Streptophyta; Magnoliopsida; Poales; Poaceae
Product: PI-PLC X domain-containing protein At5g67130
Exons: 6
Coding region: 280-1572 (430 amino acids)
Biological process (GO): lipid metabolic process
Molecular function (GO): phosphoric diester hydrolase activity
Source: RefSeq, a predicted model, not a curated record